AUGGCAGCAACCAACCUCGCCGAGGCCUCCAUUGGGCGUGUUGCCCACCUGGUCCUUGCACAAAUGGACGAGUUUGUGGCCAUGGGCGACAUUGACGAGCUCGACGAGCUGGACGAUCUGUGGGAGGCACCGCCACUCAAGUCACUGCUGAACGGCUGUCCACACCUGGCGUAUCUUGAUGUUACUCAGGCUGAGCUCGAGCUGCUUGCUGCUCCGUUGGUGGAUGGCACGGCUGGGCGUAAGGAGGUUGUCAUGCCGCGGCUGCUGUUUAUCGACAACGUCAUGUUCCCGCAUCGCGCUUCAGAGCCGCAUCUUCCCGCCAAGGGCACGGCGUGGGACAUGCUGCUCGCCUCGUCGUGGGCCGAGUCCAAGGCCCGCCGCAACGAUGUUGUUCCUGAUACCUUUGCCGUGCAUCUUGCUGAGCUGCGUACCAAGCUCGGCCUCUCUCGCCCCCCGCUCCCCGGCUCUGUCCGACCGAUCGUCGUGUGGUACACUGCACUCUUGCUUGUUGCCCGUGUCCUCCACGGCCAGCACGUCGAAGAGGUGACUGAGUGCGAGUAA
This is a messenger RNA of Thecamonas trahens ATCC 50062, 561 nucleotides long. RefSeq lists its product as uncharacterized. The transcript has 2 exons. Bases 1 to 561 code for a protein of 186 amino acids. NCBI's taxonomy places the organism in Eukaryota, Apusomonadida, Apusomonadidae. The record is from RefSeq and is a predicted model, not a curated record.